GGCGGCGCCUGUUGGCCUAAACACGUACAAACACCGCGCUCGCUGUUCACGCCGACGAGCGUGAAGACAGUCCACUCAUAGAACUUAUCGGACUGUGCUCUCUGCUACCCUAACUCUCGGCUCUGUUCUACACUCCCAAGCAGUCCCGGAUACUCCUCGAAACCGACUCCUCAAUGUCGACACUCCCUCCUCUAAACCCCCUUCUCAAAAGUUGCGCAAAGCGAACAUAUGACGUCUUUGCAUCAUGUCCAGCCGCGGGGAUGCAGGAAGAGGAGACAAGUGCGAGACUAAGACUUUCAGUCAAGAUCAACGAUGAGUACAAACACUACAAGGAGCUCCCACCAACGCUGCUCGCUCAACAGGGGCCAGUGGGCCCUGCAAGACCAAAGGAGCAGCGGAAGGCUAUCACGGCUGGACCCGCUGCAGAUACCUCGAUGAUGAUUGCAAAGAUCGACAAUACCCCCCAGCAAAAGCCGUCCACAUUUGCCUCUUCCACGAAGCUCUCGCAAGCACUACAGCUACACAAGACAACACGGACCAUCAAGCCCACGUAUCAUCCACAAUGGAAGCUCAUGCGUGUCAUUUCAGGGCAUCUGGGCUGGGUACGGAGUGUGGCAGUGGAACCAGGAAACAAGUGGUUCGCUACGGGCGCUGGCGAUCGUGUCAUCAAGAUUUGGGAUCUGGCGUCGGGAGAGCUGAAGUUGUCGCUGACGGGGCAUAUAUCCACCGUACGUGGUCUCGCUGUGUCUUCGCGACACCCAUAUCUCUUUUCGUGCGGAGAAGACAAAAUGGUGAAGUGCUGGGACCUUGAACAAAACAAAGUCAUCCGGCAUUAUCACGGACAUCUAUCAGGUGUAUAUUCCCUCAGCUUGCACCCGACACUCGAUAUCCUCGUCACGUCUGGACGAGACGCUUCAGCCCGGGUAUGGGAUAUGCGAACAAAAGCGCAGAUUCAUGUCCUGGCAGGACACACAGCGACAGUUGCUGACGUGAAAUGCCAAGAGUCAGAUCCCCAGGUUAUCACCGGGAGUAUGGACUCCACCGUUCGUCUAUGGGAUCUUGCGGCGGGCAAGACCAUGACGACACUCACCCACCACAAGAAGUCCGUCCGCGCACUGGCAAUCCACCCCACGGAAUACUCGUUUGCGUCAGGCUCUGCAGGCGGUAACAACAUUAAGAAAUGGAAGUGCCCAGACGGCACGUUCGUAUUCAACUUCAGCGGACACAAUGCCAUCAUAAACACGCUCUCCGUGAAUUCAGAGGGCGUGUUCUUCUCAGGAGGUGAUAAUGGGACCUUGACCUUCUGGGAUUACAACACGGGUACUCCAUUCCAGCACCUCGACGAUAUUCCUCAGCCUGGUUCCUUGGAAGCCGAAGCGGGCGUUUUCUGCUCGACCUUCGACAUGACCGGCACGCGCUUAAUCACAGGUGGUGCUGAUAAGACCAUCAAGAUUUACGCUGAACAAGCGCAGUAGAUUUGUACAUCAUUCGCCAUUUUGUUGUCACCUGUGCUAAUACGACCUGUUGCCUUGUUUUCCGUAAACCUGCUAUCGGUGUGCGAUAUUGGUGCAGUGCUAUGCCGGCGG
This is a messenger RNA of Gloeophyllum trabeum ATCC 11539, 1586 nucleotides long. Its product is annotated as WD40 repeat-like protein. The coding region runs from base 174 to 1475 and encodes 433 amino acids. Gene Ontology annotation, molecular function: protein binding. Gene Ontology annotation, cellular component: catalytic step 2 spliceosome; Prp19 complex; precatalytic spliceosome. Gene Ontology annotation, biological process: mRNA splicing, via spliceosome. The transcript has 7 exons. The record is from RefSeq and is a predicted model, not a curated record. NCBI's taxonomy places the organism in Eukaryota, Fungi, Basidiomycota, Agaricomycetes, Gloeophyllales, Gloeophyllaceae.